AUGGAAAAGAUUGGUGAAUGUUUAGAAAAGUUAUCUCUAGAAGCCAGAGAACUAUACCUAGAGUCAAGAGUACGGGAACUAGUGAGACCUCCUUCUCCCCUUGUGUUCCUCAGGGACUAUGUCUCGAAAAAUGUCCCCGUGGUCAUCAGGGGUGGUUGUACCAAUUGGGGGGCAUGCAAAAAAUGGAGCCACACUUAUUUGAGAGAGAAAAUUGGUGAAAAUUUGGUGACUGUUUCGUGGACGCCGAAUGGAUUUGCCGAUGCCGUCUAUGAUGGCUGGUUCACAUUGCCGGAUGAGAAGAUUAUGAAAUUUAAAAAGUUUCUAGACCUCUUGGAAAGUUCCAAGAAUGGCGACGAUGCAGAAGAUUGUGGAGAGGGUGGUGUCGGUGAAGAUAAUAAUGAAGUUUCCGGUAUGCCGAAGAGCAGAGGAUCUCAACUGGAGAGAGGGGUAUACUAUAUUCAGAAACAAAACUCCUGCUUAACGACAGAGUACCGAGACCUACGGGAGGACGUCGACGAUUCAAUUCUCUGGGCCGAAGAGGCUUUCGGCUGCAAACCAGACGCCAUAAAUUUCUGGAUGGGUGAGAAGGAUGCCGUUACGUCACAUGUCUAUCCAGUGGCUAGGUUUAAAAUGAUGAAAAAGAGUAAAAGAGAAGAAACGAUCGACGAUAAUCAUAGCAACAAGAAUAAUAAUAAAAAUAAUAAUCAUAAUAAUAGAAAUCAUCAUUAUAACAAUGGUGAUGAUACGUAUACUUUAGUUGAUGAAAAUAACACGGUCAAGUGGACCCCAGUCGAUCCAAUCAAUCCUGACCUCGACCGUUAUCCAAAUUAUGCCAGGACGCGACCUCUGGAGGUCAAAGUUCAGAGAGGUGACAUGCUAUACUUGCCAUCACUAUGGUUUCACCACGUCAGGCAGAGUCACGGCUGUAUAGCUGUGAACUAUUGGUACGAUAUGAGCUAUGACAUCAAAUACAACUACUUCAAACUCGUUGAAUCUCUCAUCGACCUCGAUGGUGCCAAGAAGAUGAUGAAGCAAUGA
Helobdella robusta is the source of this 1038-nucleotide messenger RNA. RefSeq lists its product as hypothetical. The record is from RefSeq and is a predicted model, not a curated record. Lineage: Eukaryota; Metazoa; Annelida; Clitellata; Rhynchobdellida; Glossiphoniidae. The transcript is spliced from 8 exons. Gene Ontology annotation, molecular function: 2-oxoglutarate-dependent dioxygenase activity. The coding region runs from base 1 to 1038 and encodes 345 amino acids.